This is a messenger RNA of Mustela lutreola (European mink), 745 nucleotides long. RefSeq names its product ring finger protein 114 (gene RNF114). Bases 43 to 729 code for a protein of 228 amino acids. Gene Ontology annotation, biological process: ubiquitin-dependent protein catabolic process; protein polyubiquitination. The transcript has 6 exons. Gene Ontology annotation, molecular function: ubiquitin protein ligase activity. The record is from RefSeq and is a predicted model, not a curated record. Lineage: Eukaryota; Metazoa; Chordata; Mammalia; Carnivora; Mustelidae.
CUCCUUCUCGGCCGCCGUUGCGCCGCUCGGCGCGGCAGGAAGAUGGCGGCGCAACAGCAGGACCGUGAGGGUGGUGCGCAGCUGGCUGGGCCCGCAGCGGAGGCCGACCCGCUGGGCCGCUUUACGUGUCCCGUGUGUUUAGAGGUGUACGAGAAGCCGGUGCAAGUGCCCUGCGGUCACGUCUUUUGCUCUGCAUGCCUGCAGGAAUGUCUGAAGCCGAAGAAGCCUGUCUGUGGGGUGUGUCGCAGCGCUCUGGCCCCUGGCGUCCGAGCUACGGAGCUCGAGCGGCAGAUUGAGAGCACAGAGACUUCUUGCCAUGGCUGCCGUAAAAAUUUUUUACUAUCCAAGAUCCGGGCCCAUGUGGCUACCUGUUCCAAAUACCAGAAUUACAUCAUGGAAGGUGUGAAGGCCACCACCAAGGAUGCCUCCCUUCAGCCAAGGAAUGUCCCAAACCGUUACACAUUUCCUUGCCCUUACUGUCCUGAGAAGAACUUUGAUCAAGAAGGACUAGUGGAACACUGCAAGUUAUCCCAUAGCACGGAUACCAAAUCUGUGGUUUGCCCGAUAUGUGCCUCAAUGCCCUGGGGGGACCCCAACUACCGCAGCGCCAACUUCAUAGAGCACAUCCAGCGCCGGCACCAGUUUUCUUACGACACUUUCGUGGAUUACGAUGUUGACGAAGAGGAUAUGAUGAAUCAGGUGUUGCAGCGUUCCAUCAUCGAUCAGUGAGCAGUCUCCGCUGGCC